Capronia coronata CBS 617.96 is the source of this 2409-nucleotide messenger RNA. RefSeq lists its product as uncharacterized. Gene Ontology annotation, molecular function: ubiquitin ligase activator activity; protein binding; anaphase-promoting complex binding. The transcript has 4 exons. Gene Ontology annotation, cellular component: anaphase-promoting complex. Gene Ontology annotation, biological process: positive regulation of anaphase-promoting complex-dependent catabolic process; anaphase-promoting complex-dependent catabolic process; positive regulation of ubiquitin protein ligase activity. The record is from RefSeq and is a predicted model, not a curated record. The coding region runs from base 1 to 2409 and encodes 802 amino acids. NCBI's taxonomy places the organism in Eukaryota, Fungi, Ascomycota, Eurotiomycetes, Chaetothyriales, Herpotrichiellaceae.
AUGUCUCGACGGUUCUCGUACUUAGCGGAGACGAUGCACCAGCCUGGCCAAUCCCUCUGGCUAUCGACAUCAGUUCUCUUCGCCGGAUCGAUUCGUUCCUCAGAGGCCUUUGCUCGUAGACAAGAGGUCCUCUUACCAGAUCAGUACGCCUCCUACUCUCCUGCAGGGUCUGAUACGAGAUCCAGGAAUUUGGCUCGGCAGAGACAUUCGCCCAAUGCCUAUAAUCUUCGUCCACCUCACUACAUCCCAUCAUUUGUGACUGGAGCCGACGCUACUCCAGCGCAUGCAGAUCAUGGGACACCGUCGAGGUCCCUUCGCCAGAUCAGCAGCGGAUUUUGGACCGUGGGCGGUCAGUUAUCCGCCCAAGUCGGACAGCUGCAUGGGGUAAGCUCUGGUACGGGCGGGUUCCUGGCCAGCGGCACAAACGCACCACUGCAUACCGCCACGUUUCUCGACCAGCCUACUCCAGACGAUCAGACCACGGGGCAUCAACGUCGCCUUGCCUUGGCCCUGGACAUUGAUCAGGCGAGUCGGAUCUUGCUCCAAGAUUUCCCAAGCCAAAGGAAUGCUGGAGACAUCCUCCCCAAAUACAGCCCGUUCGUAUGGAGAGACAAUGCUUGGACUCGAGAUCUGGUACCUCGGAACUCACCGGACAAGCGGGAAGAGAAGCCACAGAACGAGAAAGCCGUGCCAACGGUUCCCUUCCGGGUCCUUGAUGCUCCUAACCUCAAGGACGACUACUACUGUUCUGUCUUGGCCUACAGCUACACCUGCCGCACAUUAGCAGUGGCUUUAUCGCAGAAGGUUUACCUAUGGACAGAGAAAUACGGUGUCAGAUUUCCUCCGCUCCCUCCUUCCCGACCGGCGAGUUUCGUGACAUCCCUGGCCUUUUCAUCGGAAAGAGGAGCCAGAGCCAUACUGGCGGUCGGGAGAAAUAGCGGCAAUGUUACACUAUGGAGUCUUCUGGAAGCUAGACCGAGAUUCGAUGCUCCUCAUCCGUGUGCAGCAUCUUGUGUUUCCUUCAAGCCUACCCAGACACCCCGACAAUCGACUAGCCAUGCUGGCCUUGUCCUAUGCGAAGAUCUGCUUGUCGGGGACGAUUCCGGCAGGAUAUACUAUUACUCAUUGGAGUGGCCUGAACAGGCACCAGGAUCAAUGACGUUAUUGGCGAAGAUUGAUGCACAUACCCAAAACAUCUGCGGUCUGGCAUGGUCUCCUGACGGUCAGCAAUUCGUCUCAGGGGGUAAUGACAAUCGAGCCCUCUUAUUUGACCCGGAGCUCUUCCUCGAAACAGUGGAGGAGCAGGGAAUCUCCCGGCAGGGCCUCGAAACGUUGCCGAGCUCAGCAUUAAGACAAGUUCAUCAACAAGGAAGGGCAGAUGUUGGGGUCAUGACGCCUCCCGAGUCGCCUGAAAGGAACGAAUCAGACACUCAACAGAAUCUGCCAGGCCUUGUCGCCGCAAGAGACCAUACCGCUCCUGCCCAUGGCUUGAACACACCGCCACCUACUCCUCUAGAGCGCGGUCGCACUCCUGUUCGGUCGCCCAUAUCUGAGCAUCGUUGGACGCAAGGUCGGCAUGGCGGAGCACUCGGAGAAGACCUUCCUCUGGUGCGAAAUGGGCUUGCAAACCCCGACAUUCCUGGCCAGAUGAACAUGCAUGUUUACUCAUUCUACCAUUCAGCAGCUGUCAAAGCCAUUGCCUUUGCUCCGUGGCAACCAAGCUUACUGGCUACCGGCGGAGGUAGCAACGAUCGUCAAAUCCAUUUCUUUCACACAGGCUCUGGUGCGCUUCUGGCGUUGAUCAAUGUCUUCUCGCAAGUGACAAGCUUGCCGGAGCAUGAAAUCAGGAUAGCAGUCUUUAGCUGGCCAAGUUGUGAAUGUGUUGUCAGUGUGCCAUGGGACCGGAAACAGAAUGGCGAGGUCGGGCGCGCAUUGUGGGCAAUACCGUAUCCAGGAGGGCCCAACGACGCAAUCCCAAGUCGAAGGCAAAGCGACUCAUCGGACGGUUUCUCGGCAUGGGAAGCAGUUCGACAACGGGAGGCAGAGCGGGUGACAGCCGACGCAGACCUACACCCUCGACGCCGUCUGGCGCCUGGUACUGACAGGACAGGGACCGAAAAUGGAACCCAUGACGGACCGGGAUCUUGGAGCCGACCGCGAGAUAGUGAUCGAAGAGAUCUUCGAGGCGAAGGCGAGCCGUGGGGCUCCCGCACAGAGGAGGAGGGCAGUUUGAUCAUUGCAUGCUGCGAUCAGACAGUCAAGUUCUUCGAAAUCUGGGCGGGCAAAAGCAAAGGCAAGGGAAGGGGCCUAGGCAACAGACAUGGCGUGCUGGGUGGUAGUCGUGUCCUCGAAGGGUGGUGCGAGGGUGUCAGCGUGGAUGAGAUUGGGUCCGGCGAGGUCGUCCGCUAG